Molecule: messenger RNA, 1227 nt
Organism: Bufo gargarizans (Asiatic toad)
Lineage: Eukaryota; Metazoa; Chordata; Amphibia; Anura; Bufonidae
Product: E3 ubiquitin-protein ligase TRIM8-like
Exons: 1
Coding region: 10-1092 (360 amino acids)
Molecular function (GO): zinc ion binding
Source: RefSeq, a predicted model, not a curated record
CCGUCAGCGAUGGCAUCUGCUGGUCUGAGAAGAGGACUGGAAUGUUCCAUCUGUUUUAACUUUUAUACCAAUCCUGUAACCCUGAGAUGUGGACACAAGUUCUGCCGGGACUGUAUUGAUCAAGUCCCGAAUACACUGGACGGGUCUGGAGUUUAUGCCUGUCCUGAAUGUAGAGCACAGUUUCAGGAGCGUCCUGCACUGCAGAAGAACAUAACUCUGUGUAGGUUAGUGAAGAUUUUCCAGUUUACUCAGCCACAUCAGGAGGAAACCAAAAUGUGGUGCACUUACUGCGUAGACUAUCCUGUACCUGCUGUUAAAUCCUGUCUGCACUGUGAAGCUUCUCUAUGUGAUAAACACCUGAGGUUUCACAGCAAGUCAGCAGAACAUGUCCUAACUGAAGCCAGCACAUCCCUGAAGAACAGGAAAUGCUCCAUCCAUAAGAAGAUUCUGGAAUAUUACUGCACCAGCGAUGCCACUUGCAUUUGUGUGUCCUGUUGUCUGAUUGGAGAACAUCAGGGGCAUGAAAUAAAGUCUCUAGAUGAGGCUUCUGAGAUAGGAAAAAAGAAACUUAGAAAUGGUCUGCAGAAACUGAUCACAAAGAGAGAGGAGAUUGAGGAAAGAGUCUGGAGUCUAGAGGACUGUUGGAGAAAAGCUAAAGUAAAAGCAGCUGGAAAAGCAGAGAGUGUCACUGCCCUGUUUAUAGACAUUAGAAGACGGAUAGAUGAUGUGGAGAAGAGGAUCAUGACUGAGUUCUCCAGGCAGGAAGAGCAGGUGUCACUGUCGCUCUCCUCUCUGAUCCACAAGUUAGAAAUAAAUAUGGAACAGCUCUCUAGGUUGAUGAGGUACAUUGAGGAGGUGUGUAACAUAACUGAUCCUCUUAUUUUUUUGCGGGCAUUAGACACACGUAACUUGUGCGAUCCAGAGGAGGAGGAAGGUGUUGAAGACACCCUGACACAUGAUGGAGGUGAUUGGGGUGCGGAGUUGAUCUCUCGCAUAUCACAGACAUUAUCUGAUAUAAUAAGAGAUAUAAAUGUAACUUUCAGUUGCAGAGGGUCCUGCAGACAUAUUACUGGAUGUAAACACGGCUGCUAAUAAUAUCCACAUAUCAGAUGACCUGAAAACUGUGUCACGGACACUGAUGAACCAAAAUCGUCUAGAAACUGCAUUGAAAUUUGAGGAGAAUCAGGUGAUAAGCAGGAAUAGUUUUUCAUCGGGGCGACAAUACUG